UUCGACUCUCGUUAAACAAUUUGGAGCAUUCAAAUGGACACGAUGACACACAAAGAAUUCACGAUUUAAUUCGUUUUCAUAAUAUGGUCAAAAGUUGGUUUUUCGAAACGGCUGCCGUUUAUAGUGUUCUUGUCAUGAUGCUCGCUUUGUCAUCGAUGCUUGCUUUGUCUUGUUUAAUAUUUCAAGUUGAUUUGGAGUUCAAGCAUCCAGACGCGGCUCUCGCAUUCUUAUUCCUUGCGAUUAUGGUCAAUCUAACGAAUCUUUUUGUAUAUUGUUACUUUGGAAAAUUAUCGAGUUUAAGCUACGAACAAAUGGCAUACUCUUUGUAUGAAUUCAAUUGGCAGCGACUGCCAGUAAAAUUACAAAAGUAUCUUGUGCUCAUGAUUGGAAAUAUGCAUCGUCCAAUAUUUUACCACGGUUUUGGCUUUUUCAUUUUGAACCUCGAGACCUUUACCAAAUUACUCAAGACCGUUGUGAGCUAUUACAUGAUGCUCGUGACUAUUACUACCGACUGAAUUCGGCCGCAGUUUGAAUUUGUUUUAACGUUACCAAUCUUAAAUUUAGAUAGUAAUAGAUUUUUGAUUUUAAUUCAAAAUGUACUUAGCUUUUACAUUCAAGGUGGAAAAGAACACGUUUUUUUUACAACGAA
Molecule: messenger RNA, 649 nt
Organism: Contarinia nasturtii (swede midge)
Lineage: Eukaryota; Metazoa; Arthropoda; Insecta; Diptera; Cecidomyiidae
Product: odorant receptor 85c-like
Exons: 4
Coding region: 84-515 (143 amino acids)
Biological process (GO): detection of chemical stimulus involved in sensory perception of smell; sensory perception of smell
Cellular component (GO): plasma membrane
Molecular function (GO): odorant binding; olfactory receptor activity
Source: RefSeq, a predicted model, not a curated record